AUGGACGCGUAUUCAGGAUACAACCAGAUCUUCAUGGACCCUGCCGAUAGAGAGCAUACGGCAUUCAUCACAGAUCGCGGUUUGUACUGUUACAACGUCAUGCCCUUCGGCCUGAAGAACGCGGGGGCAACUUACCAACGGCUCGUCAACCGGAUCUUUGCUAAAUACAUCGGCGGCAUCAUGGAGGUUUACGUUGACGACAUGUUGGUAAAGAGCCGAACGGCGGGGGGAUCACCUUGA
Messenger RNA from Prunus armeniaca (apricot), 240 nucleotides. The record is from the annotation of a GenBank genome assembly. Lineage: Eukaryota; Viridiplantae; Streptophyta; Magnoliopsida; Rosales; Rosaceae.